AUGAGCGUGACUUCGUGGUUCUUGGUGAGCAGCACCGGUAUUCGCCACCGGCUCCCUCGGGAGAUGAUAUUUGUUGGCAGAGAUGACUGUGAACUGAUGCUCCAGUCCCGCAGUGUCGAUAAGCAGCAUGCUGUAAUCAACUAUGACAAGGAGAAAGAUGAGCACUGGGUGAAGGAUCUUGGGAGCUUAAAUGGCACAUUCGUCAAUGAUGUGAGGAUUCCUGACCAGAAGUACAUCACCCUGAAACUGAAUGACGUCAUUCGCUUUGGCUAUGAUUCAAACAUGUAUGUGCUGGAACAAAUUCAACACAAAGUCCCAGAAGAAGCAUUAAAGCAUGAGAAGUACACCAGCCAACUGCAGAUGAAUUACAAAGGCACGGCAAUGAAGAGGGCAGAGCAGCCCAUGGAGCAUGGUGUCUACAGUGAGUCCCCACAAGCAAAGAUGGAGAAAGGAGAGAGGAAAGCAAUUACAGAAACCAAUACCUACCGCACCCCUCUUUAUGGGCAGCCCUCCUGGUGGGGGGAAGAUGAUGCAAAUAACAAGGAGGACAGAAGGCAAGAGGAACAUUACUCAGAAAGAUCAAAAGAGAUAACCCAACAUGAAGAAGAACUGAAUGGUAAUAUUUCUACUUAUAGAGAUUCCCAAGAACAGUCUGUGUUUGCUUUUCGGAGAGAGCCAAGUUACUUUGAGAUUCCAACUAAAGAAUUUCAGCAGCCAUCAAAAUCGCCAGAAACACAGGUCCAUGAGAUCCCAACAAAGGAUAUCGAUGCUGUAGUAGCCCCAGUUGUACAGAGUCAUGCCUCUUUCACCAUUGAAUUUGAUGAUGGUACUCCUGGUAAAAUAAAGAUAAAAGACCAUGUAACUAAAUUUUCGCUCAGACAGAGAAGACCAUACAGUAAGGAACCAGCUCAUACGGCAGUGCUGUCAGCGGAGAGCAAAGUGGCUGACUGGUUGGUCCAGAAUGACCCAAGCUUGAUGAGACGGCAGUCUCCAGGAGAUGAUGUGUACAGUACAAAGAGUGACCUGCCAGUUCAUGUGAGGACGCUUAAAGGUUCCUGGUCGUUGACUGAAUCGUGUUGUGUGCCUUCACACCAGUUUCCUUCUCCAAAAAAAGGCAAUAGGCACGAGGACGGGACACAGAGUGACUCUGAAGACCCUGUUGCACCCAAGGCAGAGAAGGAGGCAACAACAACAGGCAGUGAACGUGUGACGGAGCAAGCCAGGCUACAGCGUCAGAUGAGACGUGAUCCCCAUGAGAUGCUGCACAACAAGCAGGCCUUUGUCAUUGAGUUCUUUGAGGACACGCCGCGGAAGAAACGGUCACAGUCCUUCACACACAGUGCACACUCCUCCCAGAGUGACACCGAUCCAGGGCUGAAGACCAAGGCUGAAAAACGCAAAAACGCAUUGCCAGCGGAGAAGUUGGGAAAUGUGGCACCACCGUCUCACCUUGGGGCCCAGGGGGGCAAACCCAGUAACAGCUCCUCUGGGACCCAAAGAACUAGCUCGUUCAAGAGGGAGAAAACUGAGGAUAGGAUCAACUCUUCAUCCUCCUCUGCUUCCAGAGCAUCAGCCAAAACAUAUGGAAGUGUUGGAAGAAAGUCUAAAAUGGCUCAGGAUUUUAUGGCUGAGUACUUGAGGGAGGCUGCUCAAUCUGGGAAGCCAAGCACUGAGAAACCAGCACCUCUGUCUGUGCCGGUAGCUCCACGUGUGGUUGUAUCUUCAGAACCAGAGUCUGCUUCUGCUCCACCUCCAGAGGUAAAGUCAGCCCAGGGCAGGAGGAAUGAUGAGGAGGACAGUGUGAGUGAGACGGGCACAUACACCAUCGAGACAGAGUCACAGGAUAAAGAGGUGGAGGAAGCACGAAAGAUGAUAGACCAGGUUUUUGGUGUUCUUGAAUCACCUGAAUUUACCAGAAUCUCUUCAGCCUUUAGACCAAUAAUUAAAGGUGAAAAAGAUGACUCCAGUUCUCAUCAGCAUCUAAUCAGUGAAAAUGGCACUAGUCAAAAGUCAUCCUUGCUCCAGGCAUUUGCCUCAAAAGCUGCGAGUGGGUCUCAAGCUGAUGUGCAGAUGUCUGCGGCAUCUCAAGGGAGUCAGAAGUGGGUAUCUAGGUGGGCAAGCCUUGCAGACAGUUACUCUGACUCUGGAUCUGUCUCUGGGCAGGGUGAUGGAGGUACAGAAAGUGGUGUAGCCCCAAAACCUGGGGAACCAGAAAACACUGUGCCCUUGAGAACAAGGCGCCUUCUUCCCCAGCUCCCACCAAGUGAUAAAUCAGACAGUCCCACACCUGCAGCAGUCCUGGUUUGCCAGGAGUCCUAUUCUGAGGUUACCAAGAGAACUAUUGUGAAGGACCACUGUGUGGAAGCCUAUGGUGAUCCCAAUAGCCGCCUCUUUAUUCAAGAAGACUUGGAUCCAGAUAGCCUCAGUGAUGCCAGCAGAUCUGAUGAUGGCUUCAGCGCAGACAAAGGCAAGAAAUAUAGAGAGAGCAAUAAAAUGCUAGAGCAGGUGGGGGAAGACACAAGAUCAGAGAGCUGGCAGCCAGGAUCCUCCCAGGUCUCAAGCAUGAGAGCUGUAAGUGAGCCAAUUUCAACUUCUUUCUACAUUGGUGAUGGCAGCAAUGAUGCAGAGAUUCCCUCCAAGCUCUCUCUGAACAUGUCACAUGCUCGAGCAGAGAAAGACAGCAAGGAUCAGGAGUUUUCCUUCAAGUCUGCUGGCACGUCAGUUCCUGGAAAGCCACCAGUCAAAGAUGUUAGUGCUUACAUAAACGCAGCUGGAAAAGUGGUUAUUUCCCUUCAUCAGAAUCUUCCUCAAGAUCAAGAAAACAUGGCAGGAAAGGAAACAUCUUUUGUUAGGCAAGAAAGUUUUACCAAAGAUAAAUCAAGCAGUGGUGUUCCUCAAAAUAAACUCCCACAUAUUUCAAGUCACCCUCUGCUUAAAGAUUUAGAGGCUGUUCGAUCAACUCGUAUGGACUUUGGUCAGGAAACUCAUCUUCUCCUUAAGGACACUGAAACUGCCUUGGCAGCACUGGAAGCCAAAUUACUUUGUCAAAGUCAACAGCUGGAGCCCUCAGAAUCUGCCGGUCAGCUGGAGGACUCCUUGUCAGGGGACUCGGAUGUGGACACUGCUAGCACGGUCAGCUUGGUGAGUGGGAAGAACGUCCCAACAAACGCCCCAAAACGUAAAGCAGUCACGAGCUUGCAGAAGGAGAAAUCUUCUUCCACACCAUCCAUCCAGGACCAGUAUGGGCAGCCCAGCGCUCGGGACAGGCUGACGGAGAAGCGGAAAACGCAAGCACCAGAAGCAUCAAACCACACGGAGACUGCUAAACGCUUCCAGAUGAAGCGGAGCACUGGGACUCGAGGUUCACUUGACUUCACAGAUGAUGAGAGAAGCUCAAGCUUGCCCUACCUGCCAGUCCCUGAUGCGGUUGUAUCUGACCACGAGCACUCAGUAACUCGUCCAGCUCCCAGAAGGAAACCUUUUACUCAGGCCACCAAGGAGGAGCACAGCAAAACGACCUUGAAUGUGCAGAAAAUCCAGCAAGUUCUCACUCGCUCCAACAGUUUAUCCACCCCACGGCCCACAAGGGCCUCGAAGCUACGUCGUGCUCGGCUGGGAGAUACUUCAGACAAUGAAUGUGUCGAUACUGAGAAAUCAGCCACUAACCCUGAAGCCACUGCUCCGGGCACCAAGCAGUCCACAGAGACAAAGAAGCUCUCCCGGCUGGACAUCCUCGCCAUGCCAAGGAAACGGGCAGGUUCGUUUACAGUGCCCAGUGACUCUGAGACAACGCAGUCAAGGCCAGGGUUUUCAGGCCGGAGUGUGGAGUCCUAUCGGAAGACGACGGCUGCUGCAGAGGUGAGAGCUGCGGCAAGGAAGAUGGCAGCUGCUGCCUCCACGAAGCAGCCUUUCAUCAGGACCCGUUCCAGCAGUGUCAAGUAUUCCUCCUCAUCCAGUUCAUCAAGGCGGAGACCACAGGGUUCAGAUUACACUUCUACUUCGGAGGAGGAAUAUGGCUCAAAUCACAGCUCCCCUAAACACAAACGCUCCCAUACUUCAACAGCCACACAAACACCAAGGAUACGUGGCUGUGGGCUGAGCAAGCAAAAGCACAACGGCAGAGAAACGGAUGAUGAUGAAGAUUUUGAUGACCAGUCUGACCCCUACAACUUCAUGGCGCAAACAGCGGAGAUAGCAGAAAUAGCCAGGCUCAGCCAAACCUUGGUGAAGGAUGUGGCCAUCCUUGCUCGAGAGAUUCAUGAUGUUGCUGGAGAUGGAGACUCGCAGAGUUCAUCGGGGACGGGACCAAGCACCUCCCUCAGCUCUGUGCCCAACACUCCUGCUUCCACCAUAUCAGCAAGAGAAGAGAUUGCUCGUAGAUCUUUUCGGCUGGCAUAUCCAUCUCAGUUGGUGCAGCGCAUUCCAGAAGCAAGUCUGAACUACCAGAAAGUGCCUCCUGGAUCAGUGGAACUGAAGGAUUUUGACCAAAAUAUGAACGAUAAUAGAGAAGAGGAUCCCUCAAGAAAAACAAGGACAAGAAACCGUGAGGAGGUAAUCUUUGACAAUCUGAUGUUGAACCCAGUGUCCCAGUUAUCACAUACAAUCCGGGAAAAUACAGAAAACCUAGCUGAAAAAAUGAAGAUUCUGUUUCAAAACUCAGAAAAGACCUGGGAGGAGAUGGAGGCCAAAAUGAAUUCAGAAAACGAAGUGCCAAUUCUGAAGACAUCAAACAAGGAAAUAAGUUCUAUCCUGAAGGAGCUCAGGAGAGUUCAAAAACAGCUUGAAGUCAUAAAUGCUAUCAUUGACCCUACUGGAAACUUGGAUAUAGUUGCCAGUAACAAAGCAUCUUCUGCUGCUAAACAGUCUACAGCCACUAAAGUCAGGACUGCUAACACUUCUGGGUCCACACUGGAGACUUUGUCCCCAGCACAGAUGAGAAACUACACACAGAAAUCGAACUGUGGGUCUUCUAGCGUACAAGAUUCAAACUUCAUUCCAGAUGGAGAGAAAUACGUGAUCUGA
Molecule: messenger RNA, 5022 nt
Organism: Indicator indicator
Lineage: Eukaryota; Metazoa; Chordata; Aves; Piciformes; Indicatoridae
Gene: CEP170B
Product: centrosomal protein 170B
Exons: 21
Coding region: 1-5022 (1673 amino acids)
Molecular function (GO): protein binding
Source: RefSeq, a predicted model, not a curated record